Molecule: messenger RNA, 5229 nt
Organism: Sebastes umbrosus (honeycomb rockfish)
Lineage: Eukaryota; Metazoa; Chordata; Actinopteri; Perciformes; Sebastidae
Product: protein phosphatase 1D-like
Exons: 6
Coding region: 722-2440 (572 amino acids)
Biological process (GO): protein dephosphorylation
Cellular component (GO): cytosol; nucleus
Molecular function (GO): cation binding; mitogen-activated protein kinase binding; protein serine/threonine phosphatase activity
Source: RefSeq, a predicted model, not a curated record
AAAUAUUUUAAAAAGCUAAAAAGGCAAUAAGGUUUUGCUGAAUAAAGUGUUUAUACCUGUUCUCUGUCAAGUUAAUGACCAUUUUCCCAAUAUGUGAAAGCUGCAUGCAAGCUGUAAUAUUGCUUCUGAAAAUAUGGAUAUAUGUGUGGAUGAUAGACCCAUUGCUGUCAAAAUAUGGUCACACAACAGAAACAUAUUGAAACAGUUUGCUUACUUAGGCUGUCGUUGUGCCAUAGUUGGGGUGAAUUCUGUGCAAACUUUGCGACGUUCACUUCCCCUCAUUUCUUUAAGAGUCCUUUUUAGAAAGUUCUCUUGAGUUGUCAUACUAAUGCGAAAGCACGGCAGCUGGGAUCCGUCAAUGACAAAUUGAGGAUGAUAUCAUCAAGCGAGUCAUGAAAAGAACCAUAUUCAAGACUAUUUUGCAGUUUUGUUGUGGUCUGUACUAAUCUACUAAUGUCAUUCCAAUUUUGUCGAGCAGCCCCUAAAGGCAGCAUGGCGUGCCAUGCGUAGUUGCAAACUUGAUAGGUGGGGAGAGAAAAAUGACGUCAUUACGUACAGCGGGGACGUCUCCGGAGAAGAUAAACAAAAAGGAAGGAAGCCUUCGGCCAUACAAUCGCGGCAAAAUCGGUUCAAAAAAUUUGUAGCUUUGGAAGCUACAAUUAGCAAACUACAUGUACCCCCUUUUAUUGCUUAGAUAAUAACCAGUAGGCGUUCACUAAUCAUGGACGAGGGGAUUAUAUUUCGCAUGAGUGCAUUCUCCGAGCAAGGGGGGAGGAAAUACAUGGAGGAUGUUGUCGAGAUCAGAAUCGAGUACGAGCCGUCGCCAGGCGAAGAUUAUCCGAAGUCGCAGGGACAUGGAGGACAAGGAGGACAGGGAGGACAGGGGAAAGCUGAGAGUGAACCAACAAAACAGACUGAAAAUGAGACACACGGUCAUAAUAACGUUGCUGCCGAAUCCGGCCCAGCUUCUGCAAUGUGGGUAGAGAACCUAUCAAACGAGGACAGUGGUGGCAACAACGCUGCACCGGUGUCGUCGGAGGGGAAAGUCGCAGAGCAUGCAGUCGACACUCGGAGGUCUGUGGCGUUUUUCGCUGUGUUUGACGGCCACGGAGGCCGAGAAGCGGCACACUUCGCCAGAGAGAAUCUGUGGGAUUUAUUGAAAAGGCAGCGGGGGUUCUGGUCCAAGGAUCACAGUGAAGUGUGUGCUGCUCUGAAGAAGGGCUUCAUCGCCUGUCACCAUGCGAUGUGGAAAGAGCUACCAGAGUGGCCAAAGACCAUUACCGGCCUGCCCAGUACAUCAGGCACCACCGCCAGCGUGAUUGUGAUCCGCGGAGUUCACAUGUACGUCGCCCAUGUAGGGGAUUCGGCAGUGGUUGUCGGAGUGCAAGAAAACGCCUCUGAUAUCACGCUCCAGGCGCUGGAAAUAACACAAGACCAUAAACCUGAACUUCCUAAAGAAAAAGAAAGGAUCGAGCGACUGGGUGGCAGUGUAAUGAAGAAAUCUGGGGUGAACCGUGUUGUUUGGAAGAGGCCCAGGCUGACUCAUAACGGCCCCGUGAGGAGGAGCACAGUCAUCGACCAGAUCCCCUUCCUGGCUGUGGCCCGAUCCCUCGGUGACCUCUGGAGCUACGAUUUCUACAGCGGGGAGUUUGUGGUUUCCCCGGAGCCCGACACCACCGUGAUGACCCUCGACCCCAACCGGCAUCGCUACAUCAUCCUCGGCAGCGACGGACUGUGGAAUAUGAUGCCGCCGAAGAACGCCGUCAACAUGUGUUCUAGCCACGACAAAAUGGUGGGACCAAAGGGAAUGUCUUGCGCCCGCCGGCUGGGAUGCACAGCCCUACUGUUUUGGAAAGAGCGCAUGCUCCGUGCAGACAACACAACAGUUAUUGUCCUGGCGCUACAGGAGCGCGGAGGCCCGCCUAUCCCUAUGCAUCGAGAUGAGAUCGUCGUCGACAUGUCUACAGGAAUGGACCAUGUUCCCUUUCCGGGAACAACUUAUAACACAUGUGCGAUCCCAACGCGGAGUGAUUCCUCCCCGUUCAAAGACAGUUCCACAGCUCUGGAGCAGGCAUUUGGGCUGUACGAGGCGGCUUCCUGUGCCGCCGCACAGCUUUUACCCGACGUUGACUCCGCGAGGGCCACGCUGCCCCCCUCGGACGGUUCUGCGAAUGUCUUCGAAAAGCAAGACUCGACAACCCAAAUGGACUGCGCUGCUGCUGCUCCUGCUCCUCCGUCAAAAAGGUCUCGCCGUUCUCCGCACACCCCCCCUGAACUCAGAGGUCCUCCCCGUCGCCCCGGUCGGUCCUCCGGCGAAAGCUUCCCCCGGGAGACGCCUCGCAGCAAUGUACAAAGUGAACAAUCCCGUCAAACGAGAAGCUCCUCCGAGGAAAGCGGUAUCCUACCACAGCACCGCAACGCUGCCUUGUGCGUGUGCUGAACCUCGUCUCGUAUAGAAACAGUGUUUUUUGCCCUGAGGCCGGAAGGAUAAUCUGCAUCGUGUCAACUUUGCUCAUGUAUCAGGUCUAUUCCUAGAUGUAUACUUUUUUAUACAAAGUCUUGUUUUUGUAAAUAUGUGAGAAAUGAGACUGUAAAUGUGUUGCUGUUUUAACCUUUUUGCUUCUUGCUCUUCUUCCUGCCCGCCUCUUUAAAUUUGAGUGUUCGUGGAAAUUUGAAAAUUUUAGAUCCAUUCAAUCUAUUUUCAUACGUAGAAGUAUGUAUAGUAUAUCAAAAAGACGUAUUUUGAAGAAGAUGGAUCACUACGAUCUGAGAUAAAAUUGUGACACAUGCAAGCUUCCAGUUUAGAUUUUUAUCAAAUGAAUUCACAAUUUUUACUUUUUAACAUGCCAGUCUUUCCUUCAUUGGGUUCAAUACCUCAGACCAGUUGUUUGGAAUCUUUCCUCUUAGAUGAAAUGUGCUACUAUGCCACUGUUGAGUUGUUCCGAUACUGUCCGAUAAUGUCAGAUACUGCCCAAAAUUCGGGAUUGGUAUCGACGAGUCUAUGCACCGAUCCGAUACCCUAAUUUAUUGAACCAGAAAGAAAUCAACUUGUUUAACUGGAAAUCAAUUUUCCUCCGCCGCUCCAAAACCUUCACUGUGCUGUCGCCCUGGAUGUAUCAUGGCUGCCACUGGCAACUACUGUUUUAGAGCAGCGAAGAAGAACUGAUGGCUGGGAGUUUGUCGUGACGAUAACAACAACAAUCUUUAUCACGCUGGUAUCGGAUCGGUACUCGGUAUCGGAACAUCAUUAACUGUUAGAGGUUUCUUUUAUUGUUUAAUUGGGUGCAAUAGAAACCUCUGGCAUUUUUUAAUACCGUUAAUGUAGCAUGCAAAAAUAAUGGGAAAAUUUGACACGCAAUGGUCUGAGGUAAUUAUGAUGAGGGUAUUGAUUUUUAAGUCUAUUAUUUGUUUUAUGGUCACCAGUGGCUAAUUAUGUACUGUUAUGAUCCCAAUUGCUCCUCAGCUAAUUGGUGUAUCUUAUGCAUCGCUUGGUCUGUUCAUCAAAUCAGAAAAAACAAACUCUCCCUCGUGGUAUCUAUCCAUGUACAUAUGUGUGGUUUUAGUGAAUUGACCCUUUGAUGGUACUUUGCUUGACAUUUUUUUUGGCAUCUCCAUUUAUGAUUUGGCCCAAUGGGUAUUGGUACUGUGUUGGGUGCUGAUGUGAAAGCCUAUAUCAAUACCUGUGCCUCACUGGGAGGUGGCUAGGAGUCUGCUUUUCUUUCUAUAACAUCCAGUUAAUUUUUAAGUGUCCACUAUAGGCACUAACACCAUUUCAAUAGAGUGCUAUAGGAAUGAGUCCAAAACCUGGAAAUGAGUUCACAUUUUAGCCCUUUUAGUUCCCUCGUCUGGAAGUCAAUGGGUUUUUAGUUAGAUGCCUGAAAUAAGGUCUGUGGUUGACACAAGCUUAAGAGAAUUUAACUUUUAGUUCUACAGCAUAAAAUACAUCAACAAAUAUUUCACUCGUGAAUUUUGAAGCUUUUAUAGGUCUUAAAAUAGACAGUUGCUAACAAGUGGCGUUCAUGCGACCAAGGUGUAGCUGUUUAUAACCUAACGUUACUUCUGGUGAUUGCAUUCCCGCUUCAAAAAUCAUAGAAGUAGUGUUAAAUUGUGGAGAUUAUCUUGCUGAACAAAACUUAAGUAUCAUAAAUGUUUGUUCACCACAGAGUUUAUUUUCUGCAAUAAUCCAAAAACCCAAUGGGAACCCAGGGCGAUGCUAACCUCCUGGUUGGCCUACAACAAAACGUCAUCCCCGGAGCACUCCAUAGGCCUUUCUAUUUGUUUUCAUAUAUUGUAUCCUUGUGUGUGUGCUUUACUCCCAUAACUUGUGUGUUUUAAUCUGCACAUAAAACACCUUAUGUGCGAACGCAGGAAGGAUCCGUUUCAAGGUGUAGAUUUUAAAAGCUCUAACUUGUGUUAACAACAUGGCAGCUCGGUCACUGUUUUAGCUGAUGUGUUUUGCCUUCCUUUUCCAUAAAAAAGUGUCAUGGUUGCCUUAGCACAAAUGAGUCAGAGGUGCUUUUCACAGGUUUUGAUAUUUGGGAUUUAUCAUGCAACCUGCAGUCAUUGCCAUUUUACCAUCCACACUACAGCAUACUAAACCUGCUCCUAAACCUGGUUAAUGUUUUUGGUUUUUUUCAGAGCAGUUUUUUGGUUUUGUACAGUACGUCAAUAUGCAAUAGAAGUUUGUACAGUACAUUAUUAUGCAAAGUUAUUGGGUUUUUUUCAGGAGUCUGGCAUGCUCGGAUCUACUCUGUAUGUUGUGUAAGUGUCCAGAGGUCAUGAAUGUUAAUGGGCAUGUGGUUUGUUUUCUUGACAAUGACAAUACUUCUAGGUCUGGCUUCACAUCCACUACAACCUGCACAUUUUCAGGACUAACUGUAUAAGCUACGUGCGUUGAAAGUGACUGGAUAUACAGUGUCUGUGUGUUGUAAUAAAGUUCUCAUUUUCCAAUCGGUGCCGUUAUGUCUGUUGUUGCGGUGUUGUUCAAACGACAAUAUCUAUAGCCCAGUGUGUGGAGCUGUUAUCAUGACUAUAUUUAAUGACUUUAGCAUGUUUCUGUUUCGUAAAAGUAAACCAACUUUGUUAAUAAAAGCGUGUCUAUAUUGCCUUCAGCUACUGUGUAGCUUGAAUAUAAGGGGGAAUACUUAUGCUCAUGUUUGUAAAGGGUGCACUGGCAUUUUGUUCCAGUAGAUGGCAGUGAUGUAAAAGGAUUAAACAGUUGCAUCUUUA